Molecule: messenger RNA, 1074 nt
Organism: Penicillium verhagenii
Lineage: Eukaryota; Fungi; Ascomycota; Eurotiomycetes; Eurotiales; Aspergillaceae
Product: maleylacetate reductase
Exons: 2
Coding region: 1-1074 (357 amino acids)
Biological process (GO): protein histidyl modification to diphthamide
Cellular component (GO): mitochondrion
Molecular function (GO): maleylacetate reductase activity; metal ion binding; 2-(3-amino-3-carboxypropyl)histidine synthase activity
Source: RefSeq, a predicted model, not a curated record
AUGGACUCCUUCGAAUACAACCCCAAUCCCGGCCGGGUCGUGUUCGGCAGCGGUACACUGCAGAAACUCCCUGAGGAGAUCGCCCGCCUGCAAGUUAAAUCUCCAUUGGUGCUGUCCACACCCCAGCAAAUUAGCCAGGCCGAGACUGUGAAGGAUGUUCUCAAGGGCCAAGUCGCUGGAAUCUUCAGCGAGGCCACUAUGCACACCCCAACCCAUAUCACCGAUAAGGCACUCGAAUAUGCGAAGGCCCAGGGUGCUGAUGCAGUGAUUUCCAUUGGCGGUGGAAGCACUAUUGGUCUUGGAAAGGCGAUCAGUAUUCGCACCGGAUUGCCUCACAUCUGUAUCCCGACCACUUAUGCCGGUAGUGAGAUGACUCCCAUCUUGGGAGAAACAGCCGAUGGAUUGAAGAAGACGCGCUCUGAUCCGAAGAUCCUGCCUGGCACCGUCAUCUACGAUGUGGACUUGACUAUGACCCUUCCGGCAGCUAUGAGUGCCACCAGUGGAGUCAAUGCCAUUGCCCACGCCGUCGAGGCACUUUACGCUCGCAACACCAACCCUAUUAUCACCAUGAUGGCCAUUGAAGGCACUCGGGCCCUUGCAUCUGCCCUCCCUGAGAUUGUUGAGAACCCAUCUUCUCAAUCCGCCCGCUCCAAGGCUCUCUACGGCGCUUGGCUCUGUGGUACCUGCCUCGGUAGCGUGGGCAUGUCCAUUCACCACAAGCUCUGUCACACUCUCGGUGGCAGCUUCAACCUCCCUCAUGCAGAGACUCACACCGCUGUCUUGCCUCACGCCAUUUCUUAUAACGCGCCCAAUAUUCCCGACGCCAUGAAGAAGCUUGCAGAUGCACUGCCGGAUAGCAAUGGCGACGCAAUCCAUGGACUGAAUGUCUUGUUGACUAAGCUGAAGGUUAAGCGUGGCCUGAAGGACUACGGUAUGAAGGAGGAGGAUAUUGACAAGGCCGCUGACAUUGCCGUGUCUAACCCUUACUGGAACCCACGAGCAAUUGAGCGGACACCCAUUCGUGAGCUGAUUCGCAGGGUCUGGGAGGGUGAGCAGGCGAGCGCAAACCUGUAG